This is a messenger RNA of Haemonchus placei, 652 nucleotides long. Lineage: Eukaryota; Metazoa; Nematoda; Chromadorea; Rhabditida; Trichostrongylidae. The record is from the annotation of a GenBank genome assembly.
CACAUACAUUCAGGAGCGUAUAGGUGGAGCUUUGCCUCAUGGAGUCUAUCAAACGGGCAAUGCUCUGAAGAUACCGAGAGCUCAGCUUCAUGAUGCAGGAAACUACGUCUGCACAGCAGUGAACGAUUUUGGUAUCGGGCAGUCACCACCUGCACGAUUGGAUGUCGUUAGACGUAAGUCCAAUCCUGCCACCUGGACCUGUCCAGUACUGUCCCUCGCCCACCAUCUCAUCCUUUCAGCAGCUCAACGCCCGAAAAUUGAUCCAGUUGAACAGACAGUAAAUGAUGGAGAACCAGCCAGAUUCAGAUGUUGGGUUCCUGGUAACCCAGAAGCUGAAUUGAAAUGGCAUCGUAUAGGACAUCAACCUCUGCCAGCGUCAGUACAAGAACAUCAGGGUAUUCUGCAUAUCCCGCGGGCUUCCCAACACGAAGCCGGUCAGUAUGUAUGUACUGCUACAGACCCAAGGGAUAGAAGGCCACAAGAUUCGGACCCUGCUACACUUCAUGUUCGCGAGCCGGAAGCACCCACAGCGCCACAGGUAGACCCUGUCGACCAGACCGUCAACGAGGGAGAUCCGGCCCAGUUCCGCUGCUGGGUACCGGGCAAUCCACAAGCCGUAAUCCGAUGGAGGAAGAAGGACGGAGGACGUUAG